AUGUAUGUGAAAUGGUUUGAUAUAGUAAUGUUUUACUAUGUUAUUUUAGUGAAUUUAGUGAAUGUCACUUUUUGUCAUUUUCAAAUUUCCCGCUGUUCCGUACCAUGCGUCGCAGGGGAUGGAACCCAGAAGACAGAUGCCAGCAUCCGCCGAGGACAUUACAGGGGACACUGCAGGAGGGAAAUCGCGGGAGCGCAGGACAAGGUAAGAGAAGAACAGAUCCCGGAGCAGCGCCGCAUGGUAAGCCCGAGUGUAGCUCGGGGUGAACGCUUGUGCUACACUCGGGAAUACCGCCAGGGAGGCUAC
Messenger RNA from Staurois parvus, 306 nucleotides. The record is from the annotation of a GenBank genome assembly. NCBI's taxonomy places the organism in Eukaryota, Metazoa, Chordata, Amphibia, Anura, Ranidae.